Anopheles funestus (African malaria mosquito) is the source of this 584-nucleotide messenger RNA. Its product is annotated as probable salivary secreted peptide. The record is from RefSeq and is a predicted model, not a curated record. NCBI's taxonomy places the organism in Eukaryota, Metazoa, Arthropoda, Insecta, Diptera, Culicidae. The coding region runs from base 119 to 481 and encodes 120 amino acids. The transcript has a single exon.
ACGGUACCGUCUAUCAGUCAGUAGUGUGCUUUGCCAUCGGUCCGAUUCACUUCCAUCCCGAAUCCACAGAACAGCAGUGUUCUAGCUUUUUUCCCCACGAGGAAACUUUCGUAACGAGAUGAAAUUCGCCACCGUAUUUGUUGUGCUGGCCGCCGUGCUCGGUAGCUGCUAUCUGGCCACCGCUCAGACGCACAACUAUUUCUUUGGAGCCCGCGUACCGUACGACACCCUCGUCAAUCAGACGACCGUGAUCCAGUCGAGUUCGUUCCUGCGGGUGAAGUCACUGAACGUCGAUUAUCCACUGAAAGGACAGCGUGGCCGCAACAUUACCGCCAUCUACGUGUACGAUCGGCUCGGUGGAGGCCGUGGUGGGUACGCUAGCAUCACGAAAGGUGGUAUCGGCCAGAACUCAACCCGCAUUCAUCUGAAGUCCCAGCGCGGCAAUGGCAUGAACUUCCAGGUGGAAAUUUAUGGCCGAUAAACUGAACCGAUGGACCGGAAUUACGUUGGAAAUAUUGUAAAGAAAAAAAAAAACCCCAUUAAAAGGAAAUAGAUAAUAUCUGCUAACAUGCUUCUACAUCCAA